Molecule: messenger RNA, 1105 nt
Organism: Sclerotinia trifoliorum
Lineage: Eukaryota; Fungi; Ascomycota; Leotiomycetes; Helotiales; Sclerotiniaceae
Source: the annotation of a GenBank genome assembly
UUUUAGUCUGAUGUAAUUAAUGCCUGCUUGAUUUUUCUGCUGUGAUAUUCAAUGUUAUAUUGUCUUUAAUGUUCUAUCUCAUGUCAUAUUAUUCUAAGAUUACAAUACUUGCCAGAUUUAAAUGUAGUCAGUCAAUUCUCUUCUCUAAUAAGAUGCACCCAUUCAAUUUAAACACAAAAAGCUAAUAAAUAUCUAUUUCCAGGUCUAAAUUUGUUAACUCCUCCUGCCGACCACUGUCCUAUCGUCCUCGCUCCACUUGUCGCCGCCGAACCCCUCCUGCCGAUGAGUAUCCUCUUUCUUCCUGGGCACAAAACACAAAAGCUCCCAUUAACGAGUGCCAAAAACCUGAUAAGAAACUAACCAUCUACUAUUUCACAUCCUUUAAAAUAAUCAAAAGCUAACUCUUCCAAAGAGGUCUUGCCACAAACCAGCACCAAGGACCUCAGCACGCACUAUGUGCAGGGCGAGAUCCGUGUCUCCGCUAGGGACGCCACUACCAUUGGAUCGGUAGCUUGGAUCAGCGCUGUAGCACCUCGAGUAUAUGAGAACUCGCUUGUGGUAGCUGUGGUCAAAAUUUUGGAGCGAAAUGGCGCAACUGACCUCUGGGUGCUGAUGGACGUCAUCACGAAAUUUUCGGGUGUCUAUCACACCGAUUUGGUAGCCUUGUUGAGACCGGGGUGUACAAGGAAAAGUGGGCAAUUUUCUGCUCCACCAUGCGUUCAACUUUGUCUAGGUAUAAUUCCUUGUUCUGGAGGGUUAGCAGUGGGGUGUGGAGAUUCCAAACACCCGGACGUCCACCAGGACGAGGCCGAGGGUGGUUCCCUCCAGUGGCCUGAAAGCUGCUUCUAAGAAGCGCAAGACCGGCCCAGCUGGUCAGGAGCCCGCCGCCAAAAAGCCCAAGGGCGGCUCCGCUGGUGAUCAUGCACCCGAAAAGAGUGAAGGUGACGGGCGUCCUCCGCCAACUACGUAGCACACUUGAGUGUGGCUACAUUGAUUGUUCACGCCAUCUAUGAACAACCUCGUCUCAAAAGAUGGGCUCGAAGAUGAACCUGCAGCUCGUGUUCUAAGUUCAUCAGAGUAGUCUAGAGAAGAGUUGAUAUGUAGA